Callorhinchus milii (elephant shark) is the source of this 2498-nucleotide messenger RNA. It is a transcript of the gene rmdn3, whose product is annotated as regulator of microtubule dynamics 3. The record is from RefSeq and is a predicted model, not a curated record. Gene Ontology annotation, cellular component: mitotic spindle pole; cytoplasm; spindle microtubule. Gene Ontology annotation, molecular function: microtubule binding. NCBI's taxonomy places the organism in Eukaryota, Metazoa, Chordata, Chondrichthyes, Chimaeriformes, Callorhinchidae. The transcript has 13 exons. The coding region runs from base 49 to 1527 and encodes 492 amino acids.
GGGUGAGGUGGGGUGGGGUGGGGGGGCGAUGUGGAACCCACGCGGGCCAUGAGUGGGGAGGCCCGGGGGGUGUACGGGACCGGCCUCAGCCUGGGGCUGGGGUUGGGGGCGGCCGCGGGGCUGAGUCUGCUGUACCUGCUCUACAACAAGAGGAGGAGGAGGAGGAGGCUCUCGGGCGGCGUCUGGGCCGGUUUGAGAGGCGAUGGGAUGGUGGUACCGGAGCUCUCAGAAAGUGAAGCGAGGAGACGAACAACAGGGCCAGAGGACUCCUACACAUCUCUGAGGGAUCAACAGGCAGAGAUGUGGGAGCAGUUGAAUGUAAUACUGACACAUGUAAAAGACCUGAAGCAGGAGGUGACUGAACUUCGGGAGAGUCUGAGUGGGAUGUCAGAUCAGAUUGUUGGAGAUGUCAGGUUAAGCCUAGAGCAGACGAAUAAGACAAGCAGACGAAGGAGAAUUAACUACUAUAGACAAAGAAGCGAUUCAGUGGAAUCAAGCUCCAUUUAUUUCACAGCCAGUACAGGCACCAGGAGCAACGUGGAAUCUGAGAGCGAAGGAGGAUAUAGUACAGCUAAUGCUGAUUCAGAGUGUGAUCAUGAAGAUGCAAAUGAGGAUGAGAAUGAAAACGAGGAAGAUGGACAAAAUACAGUGGCAGAAAAUAAUUCUCCAAGACACUCACCUAACCCACAUGGUUCAAAUGAAACGCAUUACACUUCUCACAUGUCAGCUGAACUCACUCAGCUUUUGAAUGAAGCAGACAGAUUGAACAGUGGCACAGAUGAGGACAAAAAAAAAGGUUUUCACAUGCUGUUGGAUAAGAAACUCAGUUAUGGAUUAGACUCUGAGUUCUGCUGGCGACUGGCUCGAGCAUAUACUGACAUAUUAGAGAUGACUGAGGAAGGAGAUGAGAAGAAGUUUUUUUUAGAAAGUGUUUCUGUGCUUGGGAUAAAGGAGCAACACAACCUACUCAUAUUGCCACAACAUCUCUCAACAGGCAAACCUGGAGAAGUUCACGUAAAAGCAGGGAAAGAGGAGGCGAAAGCUGGCCUUCAGCGGAAUUCCUUAAGUGCAGAAUGCCACAAGUGGUAUGCUAUCUUAUCUGGCCACCAGGCUGACAAUGAUAAUAUCCAGAAUCGCAUCAAGGCUGGAUAUCUUUUCAAGGAACACAUUGAUCAAGCCAUUCAGUUGAAGAAAGAUGAUCCAUCUUUAUACUACUUGCUUGGAAGAUGGUGCUUUGAGGUAUCUCAGUUGACCUGGAUCGAAAGGAAGACAGCCUCAGCCUUUUAUGGAGCUCCUCCUACAGCCACCAUUCAUGAUGCUCUACAGAACUUUUUAAAGACUGAAGAGUUGAGUCCAGGAUAUUCCAAAUCUAAUGCAGUCUACAUUGCAAAGUGCUACAGAGAACUUGGCAAUAAUGCAGCUGCUUUACAGUGGCUGGAAUUAGCAAGUCCUUUGUCUUCCACGUCUAAAGCGGACCAAGAGGCACAGAAGGAGCUGGAAGAAUUACUUAAUUAUCUCGUCAGAUAAAGUGUUAUUGAUUAUUUUGCAAAAUGCUGUCAUUUUAAUCAUAAAUGGAGAGUCGUUUAACUGUGUCCUUUGCUGUUUAAACACAUCUGAUUUUUAAUCAGUCUUCUCUGCUACUGUGAGAUUUGCUCUGUGCCUGAACAACUACAAAAUAUCAUAAAUCAUGUCUGCAGCGAGGUAGUCAGAGGGUGAGAAAUUUCUCCAAGUUGCAAAGGAUGCCCUUGUCUCAAAUUCAUUCAUUGGAGGAGAUGAACGAUGGUCUCAAAUUACUUGUUUCUUUUCCUGCAGACACCUCCCAUUUGAUAUAAAGAGAGUGACAAGCCUCCCUAAAGGACCACUGUAACUUUCCAGGACUCCUAAUCAUAUUCUUUAACCGUAUCUUCAUUUUAGCACGAUUACAGAUGCAUACAGAAGAAAAGCUAACCUAUUGUUAAAUCUAUAUUUGUAGAACUGAUUUGUGCUGAACGUUUUCAGUCACAGCAAGGCACGGUAUAAAGUUUCAGAAAAUAUCAUUGAAAGUUUGUUAUCCUUAAGAUAAAAGAGAUUACCUUCUUGAGCUGAAACCUGCGCUUGUCAGAUGUCAAAUAAUGCUCCUCACAGAAAAAUCCCUCUUUCCCCAUUACGAAACUCCUCUGCAUCCUUCAUCCCCGAAUUUGGAAAUGGUUUGGGGCCAGAUUAAAUCAUCCGACCGGCCUCUAGUUGGCCCACUCUGCUCUUAAGUAUCUGCCCCUCAGCGAAGAGCCAGCUGACUUUGGGUAAAAGAAAAUACAGCACAAAUAAAUCCAAAGUUAUUAGCCAAACCAAAACAAGAAAACCUGGAGGAAAUCAAAUAUAAAAGAGUGGGGUACAUACUGGGGGGUUCUGAUGAAGCCAAAACUGCAAGUACAUACUUUUUCUGGUUGAAAUGGAAGGCAAGUGUAGUGGGACAUGGGUUAUUUUGUUGCUGACACAGUGAAUUUCCAGACUGUGUUGUG